AUGUAUAUUAAUGCAUGUAUAGUUUAUGAUGUUGCAUCAAAAACCUUUUUAGGAAAUGUCACUUUGCCAGAUCAUGAAGGUGUGGCCAAUCAUGGACUGGUAUUUAUGUUAGGUGGCAUUUCAAGUCGCUGGAAACAAACCGUAGCAUAUUAUUUUACUAGUGAUUCUGUCAGAGGUCAUACUUUUAAGGCAAUUAUAGAUGAGAUAAUUUCAAGAGCUGAAUCACUGGGCCACCAUGUUCAUUCUAUAACAUCGGAUAUGGGAGCUUCUAAUAAAUCUAUAUGGAUGAGUUAUGGAGUUCACUGUAAAUCUAAUAGAAAUGUGAAAAAUAUUAUUUCACACCCAUUUGAACCAGAACGUAAUUUGUAUUUUAUGGCAGAUGUUCCACAUUUAUUGAAAAACAUCAAGCAAUCGUUAUUUAACAACAAAUUUAUAACAAUACCUGAUGAUGUUAUGAUAAAUAAUAAUUUAACUUCAAAUAUUGUUGAUUGUAAACAUAUAGAGCAACUUGCAAACCAUCAGGAUGACCUAGAGCUGAAACUAGUCCAUAAAAUCAAUGUGAAUGAUUUUAAGAAACCUAAUCAUUUUGAUAAAAUGAAAGUCUCUAAAUCAAAAAAUAUUUAA
Messenger RNA from Macrosiphum euphorbiae (potato aphid), 624 nucleotides. NCBI's taxonomy places the organism in Eukaryota, Metazoa, Arthropoda, Insecta, Hemiptera, Aphididae. The record is from the annotation of a GenBank genome assembly.